Molecule: messenger RNA, 2103 nt
Organism: Mycotypha africana
Lineage: Eukaryota; Fungi; Mucoromycota; Mucoromycetes; Mucorales; Mycotyphaceae
Exons: 5
Coding region: 1-2103 (700 amino acids)
Cellular component (GO): eukaryotic translation initiation factor 2B complex
Molecular function (GO): guanyl-nucleotide exchange factor activity; translation initiation factor activity; translation initiation factor binding
Source: RefSeq, a predicted model, not a curated record
AUGCCACCCAAACAAAAGAAACCCAACAAUAACGAGAGUGGGGAAGAAGCAGAGGAAGCUCUUCAGGCCGUUAUUUUAACAGACUUUUUUGAAGAGCACUUUCUUCCAAUCUCUCAUGAAAUGCCUCGAUGCCUCAUGCCUCUAUGUAAUAUACCGCUGAUCGAGUAUACAUUGGAGUUAUUGAGUACUGUGGAUGUCUUUGAAGUAUUUAUAGUCUGUACAACUCAUAUUGAUGCUAUCAAGAAUUAUUUCGAAAAGUCAAACUGGAUGAAACCCAAUUCUAGAUUAGCAGUCAAGAUUGUUGCUACACCUGAGUGCAUGUCAGUAGGUGAUUGUCUUCGUGAACUCGAUGCUCGUCAGCUGAUUACAAACGACUUUAUUUUAACCUCUGGUGAGCUUGUUUCAAACCUCAAAUUGGAUAAAGCUAUUGAGGAACACCGUGCUCGUAAAAAGACAGAUAAAAACUCCAUCAUGACCAUGAUUCUUAAAGAAGCUUCUCGUACACAUACAGCCAGAGCCAAGGAUGCCAAUAGUAUAUUUGUAUUAGAUCCUACCAGCUAUCAAUGUGUUUAUUACGAACCUGUCGUUUCACUUCCUCGCAAAGAUCGUUUAGAAAUUUCGCCCGAAAUAUUCGAAAAUCGCACUCAACUUGAAUUUCGCAACGACCUUGUCGAUCCCUUUUUAGACAUUUGCUCAGUCGAAGUGCCUGCUUUAUUCACUGAGAAUUUUGAUUGGCAACGGUUACGCAGCGAUUUUGUUCAUGGUAUUGUCACCUCUGAUAUUUUGGGAAAAACCAUCUAUACAAGGCUUGCUACAGAGUCGUACGUCGGCCGCGUACAAAAUGAACAGCUGUAUGCCACCAUCACUUCUCAUGUUUUGAAUCGUUGGUCUUUUCCCAUCGUGCCAGAAACCAACUUACGAGCGGGUGAUGACUAUGAAUUCAGCAGAGGCAAUAUCUACAAGUCCAUGAAUGUUGUUUUAUCGCGAUCCUCCAUUCUCGAAGAAAAUCUCCAAAUUGGAGCUGGUACCCGUAUUGGGGAAAAUACACACAUAAAGAACUCAGUCAUUGGAAGAAACUGUCACAUUGGCGAUAACGUAGUGCUAGAAGGAGCUUAUGUAUGGGAUGAUGUCGUUAUCGAGAACAACUGUACCAUCAAUGACAGUAUUAUUGCAAACAAUGUUCAUAUUCUAAACAACACAACCAUAGAAAAGGGCUCCAUCCUAUCUGUAGGUGUCACACUCGGCCCUGAUCUCUCGAUUGCCAAAUAUUCUAGACUCAGUCUUCAUCCUCAACCCAAAAAUAGUAUGUUUGAGGAAAGCGAGGAUGAAAAUGAUGCUGAAGAAGAACGCCAGGAAGUUGUUGUAGGCAAUCACACCACUGUUUACUACUGGAAACUCCGUUCCGACGAUGAUGAUGUCGAUAUUCGUAAUGUGAAGUUGGGUUCUUUAGCCUUUGAUAUGGCUGACAUCAAGUUGGAAGACGGCGACAUCACCGACAGUGCAAGUGAAAUAGGCGAAUCUUCGGAUGAUGAAGAUGAUAUAGGAUCCAUUGAUGGAGCAUAUGCAUUAGACUCCAGUAUUGCUAAGAAGACGGAAGAAUUCAAGAGAGAAAUUGCUUCCACAAUUGAACGCUCUAUCAAUGAAAACCAUACUGUUUAUACAGCAGCUUUGGAAGUGACAGGCUUACGUAUGUCUAGUAAUGGAUCUUAUACGGACGUUAGAGAAGUGAUGGUGCCCAUCAUUAUGGAUCAUAUUGAUGCUAACAACAACACUAUGCAGAGCAUGAAGUCCGUGUUGAAUAAAUGGGCACCUUUAGUGGGAAAAAUGACACAUACACCUGACGAUCAAGUCCAUGUAUUACAGAUUCUACAAACGUAUUGUGCAUCUCAGGAAAACUUAGGCAAGCUCUUCUUGGGCGCUUUACAAAUUUUCUAUAAUGCGGACGUGGUGGAAGAGGAUGCUAUUCGACAUUGGUACAACUCAGACUCAGCAAAUUCGAGUCCUGCAGAGACAAAGUUGAAAGAAAAAGCAACUAAAUUCAUAGAAUGGUUAGAUGAAGCAGAGGAAGAAAGCGAAGAAGAAGACGACAGUGAUGAAGAAUAG